GUGAAUUGAUAAAUUUAAGAUUGUGUGAUGAUUAGUGUGUUAAGGGUUUGUUUGUUUUGACAGAAAAAACUCUGUAGAAAGAAAAUUUUAUUCAUGUUCAAUUUGGUUUUGUCACUGUAUUUGGGUCAUGGAAAAAUUAACGUGUUAAAAGUAAGAUACAUUUCUCCUUCAAAAAAAAGGUGUAGAAAAGUGCUAAUCUCUUGAAAAUAAUUUAAAAUGCUUAGAUACAAAAUGAGUUCUUGUUGCUGACAUUAAAGAAGAGUUGGAGGGAAAACAUGAUUACAUACACAAAGAUAAGAAUUGAGGUUUAGUUUUGAAGCAGGCCUUCUUAAGUAAGAAGGAACGUCUUCAAGGCAAGGCGAUUUCGUGUACCCACCCCUCGUAAACCCCAGAUGCACGACAUUAAUGACAUUCAUAGGUUUUUAGAGUUCUAAUCACUCUAGUAAAGGAUUUAAUAUUGACCUAUAUAAAGGCAUUAUUGUAGUCAAUAAAAUUGAGAGUGAGAUUAAUUUAAAAAAAUUCGUGCUGCAUAUUUUAAGUUUAAGUUUUGAGGGUGUGAUUGUUUAGGAAAACCUUGGUGUGAUGGCCUAGUGUUCUAUCUAUCUAAUUUCAUGUUCUAUCCACCAUUUUAACACCCAACAACCAUUAGCAUAUUCAACAUUCAAUCUUUAUUUUACUUACCCCUUAAACAUUAAUUCAUAUAUCAGCUCUUCAAGAUUUCAUCAAGAUAUCUUAACUUAGUGCUGAAUUCUUGAGAACAGCCACUUCAAGCAAAAAUGCUGAAUGAUAGGACUGUAUCCAAGCCGUCUAUUUUAGGACCCCUUAUAAGUGGAAUUAGCAACCUUUUUAAGCAAAAUGAAAUACAUUUAAGGAGUUUUAUGACUUGAAUUCAUCACACUAGUCUUUUACCGCUGUUGGACAUGUGUUGAGGAUCCAGGCUUAAUUUUUUUUUCAAAUUUCUUAGUCUUGCUAGCAAAUGAGGUCUUAACACGUUAUAUUUACAGUUUUCUGAAAAUAUUUCUUGGUAGAAAGAAUUUUAUAUUUUUAACUUGUAAAAAUAUAUUACUUUUUGGGCAAUGAUAUUAAUCUUUACUUCAGGAAAUAUUGUGUUAAAAAAUAUGGAGACAAGUGCUGCAUUGAGGCUUCAUGUAAUUGCUGAAAAUAUUUUAAGUUUUUAUGGGAAAAACUUUUCCCCAGCCUCCAUCUGUUUUAAGGAGAAUUUCAGCAUAUGGAGAUUUUUUUUUCCUGUCUAUUUUAGGAAAAUUUUAGUAAACUUAUUUUUAUAAUAAUUAAAAAUUUUUUAAUAAUGGAAACAAAAAGAAGUUUAUUGAAUAAGAAGAAAAUUGUGGUUAGGAGACAUUUUGUCUUGAUGAGAAUUGAGGACAAUUGAUGAAUUUGCUUUUAGUCUUACAAUAUUCAAUCUUGUAAGUGGAAACCUUACAUCCUUACCAUUUGUUUGCUUGUUGCAUUAGUUCAUGGAAAAGUAGAGAAUCUUUGAAAGUGUUAGAAAGCUUUAAAAUAGAUGUCAUUUUUAAGUGCUAUUUCUUUCCUUUACCUUGUUCUUUUUUGGAAUAGUACUGUUUAGAGGAAAAUUCAAGAAAAAAAAGUCUGGAGAAAAUUGCCAUUUGAAAAGAGAGAUUGUUUUAGAGAAAUUUUGUUAAAUGUCUUGUGUAGGAGCAAGGCAAAUGGUUAAGAUAUUCAAUGAAGGUCGUACUUUUUUUAUUUUAGAAUAGUGCCUUUUCUUUCCACCACUUGUUUUCUUUGCUCUCUCUGCUGUUGUACAUCUUGGAAACACAAGGCAAAUGGUUAAGUUUUUCAAUGAAGGUCCUUUAAUUUAUUUAUCAGAUUGACCUCUCUGAAAACAACAGUUAACCUAAUCAAGCUCAGAUUAGCCUUGAAGUGCCCUGGGACCACAGCUUAUGAAGGGAAGGUCGUUGGUUCCCCAUCCCCCUUUCCUCACGGCCAAAGACGCUCCCAAAAAAAAAUAAAAAAUAAAAAAAUAAAACAUAAAAAAUAAAAGAAGAAAGUCAAGCCAAUAUGAGCUCCUGCUGAUUUACAUAUGGUAAACCCAAGCUUGAAUCAAGUUUUAACCCUGAAUGACUUCCUCUUUUUAGAGUGUUGUGUUUUGUCAGUGGUACUGAUGGAGGUAGCAGUGGCAGACCCCUAUGUGACCAAUCCUGGACCAAUUGAUAGUUCGGUACUCUAUGAUCAAGAGAAGCAUGUUUCAUCAGCAGUUUGGGAUGGGCAGGAGCGUGGUGCGCUUCGAUGUCAUGAACACACUUCAAAGCUUGAUCAGUGGGCACUUACAGAAAAACAGAUGGAGUUGGUAGAGAAGGCUGGUUUUCACUACUUGAGAUUGAUUCCGGCAAUUAGUCUAGACAACCCACUUAUCUCUGCACUAGUUGAGAGGUGGAGGAGAGAAACCAACACAUUUCACUUGAAUGUUGGAGAAAUGACAGUAACCCUUAAAGAUGUAGCACUCUUGCUUGGCCUGGCGAUUGAUGGAGAACCUGUAAUAGGUAUAACAUAUACUACGUGCAGUUCAGUUUGUGAAAAGUAUCUUGGGAGAGCACCAGAGUCUGGUUACACAAGUGGUGGAAUGGUGAAGCUAAGUUGGUUGAAGGAGUUCUUUUUCCGAUGUCCUGAAGAUGCACCAAUUGAAGUGAUUGAGCAGCAUACGCGUGCUUACCUUCUCUAUCUUGUAGGCAGCACAAUAUUUUCCACAACUACUGGGAAUAAAGUCCCUGUCAUGUAUCUUCCAUUGUUUGACGAUUUUGAACAAUGUGGAAAGUAUGCAUGGGGGGCAGCAGCAUUGGGAUUCUUGUAUAGGGCCCUUGGAAAUGCCUCUCUUAGAUCUCAAAGCACUAUCAGUGGCUGUUUGACACUACUACAGUGUUGGAGUUACUUUCACCUGAAUGUUGGGCGACCAAAGCUCAAUCAUGAUCCAAUGCAUGAUCGCUUUCCAUUUGUGCUAAAGUGGAAGGGUAAACAAAGUGGCCCAACAGCAAACCGUGAUGUAGUUUUUUACCGUAAGGCUUUGGAUUCCUUGAAACCUAGUGAUGUGGAGUGGCUUCCUUACAGAAAUAUGGACAGUAUGGUAAUUCCUGAAGAUAUUAAAAGUACUCUAAUUCUUGGAAGGUCCAAGACAAUGUUGAUAUGCUUUGACAAGGCAGAAAGACAUCUCCCAAACCGCUGCCUAAGGCAAUAUGGCAUGCUUCAAUCGAUUCCCGAGGAUGUGCAGCGAUGGGAGAGAAAGAGUCGUGGUGUUGAUGGUGGGGUUGACUUGUCGGGGAAAAUGGAAUCAGAGCUUAACGAAUGGUUGGAUCGACGACUCCAUAUUGUGGAAGGUGAUGAUGGUGCAGAUGAGAAUGAGUACAUGCUGUGGUUUCUCAGAAUCACUCGUAAAUUUGUAGGGAGGCCUAUUUCUCUCUCAUCCGAGUUUCAAAGAACAAAUGCUGGUUUGAGGGAUAUUGCACACAUAGCAGAUACGUUCUCAACAAAAGGGUUGGAUCACCAACAAAUUGAUUCAAUUUCAAGGAUCAGGUUUAUUGCACAUGAGUGCCUGAGGGACCAAGUUGGAGGUCCAGUCAUAGUGUCAGAAAGCCCACAAACUGAACUUGGGAAAAGGGUAAGAGGAAAGGAGAGGGUAAGAAGGAAGGGUAGUGGAAAGCGUUUCCGGAAGGAUGAUCAAGUGCAGUAUAAUGAAGCUAGCGAUGAUGAUCAAUCUCAGAUUUGUGGUGCUGCAAUUGGGGUUGAUCAACUACAACUACACCAUGCUGAUAGAGAUGUAGAGCAUUCCCAGAUAUGUUCUGUAGAUACUGUAGUCAAUCAUUUGCAGCUAAUUCAUGCGGCAGAUGAGGGUGAGAAUGUACAACUUUGCAAUGCAAAUGUUGAGGCUGAACUCUCUGAGCCAAGUCAUGCAGCUGGCAAGCAAGAAAAUGCAGAGGUAAGCCAUGUGACUGGCAAGGAAGAAAAUGUAAAGCUAAGCCAUGCUGCUGGCAAGGAAGAAAAUGCAGAGGUAAGCAAUUCAGUUGGCAAGGAAAAAAACGCAGAGGUAAGCCAUUCAGUUAACAAGGAAGAAAAAGAAGAGUUAAGCCCAACUGAUAUGGUUGAUGAUAAACAGCUACCUCAAGAACCUAAGGAAGUUGAUGACUUGCAGCUUUCUGAUGAAACGAAGGGGGUAAAUGACUCUCAGAUAUCUGAUUCAACAAAAGAGGUUCUUGACUCUCCACUUUGUGAUGCAGCUACGGAGGUUACUGUGUCACAGCUUUCUGUUGCAACUAAUGAGGUUAAUGACUCCAAGCUUUCACAUGAUACUCGUGAGAGUGAUCCACAUACUACUAAAGAAGCAUAUGAUGUUGUUCCACCAUCAUCUCUUGAAACUCGUGAGGAUAUUGCUCAAAAGGGUGAUUGUAGUGUAGUAGUAUAAAAUAAAGAAAUAACCAUGUGAUUUUGUAGAUCUAUUUCAGUCUUGAUUACUGAAGAUGUCUAUUACAUAAAGCAAUUAUUAUAGAUGUUCUCUCUUUCUC
Molecule: messenger RNA, 4529 nt
Organism: Quercus lobata
Lineage: Eukaryota; Viridiplantae; Streptophyta; Magnoliopsida; Fagales; Fagaceae
Product: protein MAIN-LIKE 2-like
Exons: 6
Coding region: 2060-4429 (789 amino acids)
Biological process (GO): meristem maintenance; meristem development
Source: RefSeq, a predicted model, not a curated record